GACUUCCCCGACUGGAGCUACGACGGCUCCUCCACCGGCCAGGCCGAGGGCAACAACAGCGACUGCAUCGUGCGCCCCGUCCGCGUCGUCCCCGACCCCAUCCGCGGCGCCCCCCACCUGCUGAUCAUGACGGAGGUGCUCAACCCCGACGGCACCCCGCACGCCACCAACACGCGCUCCCCCCUGGCGGCCCUCAUCGACGACAAGGUCAUCGCUGAGGCCCCCCUCUUCGGCUUUGAGCAGGAGUACACCAUGCUGAAGCCCAACAGCACCGCCGUGCUGGGCUGGCCCGAGGGCGGCUACCCCGCCCCCCAGGGCCCCUUCUACUGCGCCGUGGGUGUGAACAGCGUGUACGGCCGCCCCCUGGCCGAGGCCCACAUGGAGGCCUGCCUGGCCGCCGGCCUCACCAUCAGCGGCAUCAACGCCGAGGUCAUGCCCGGGCAGUGGGAGUUCCAGAUCGGCCCGGUGGGCCCCCUGGAGGUGGGCGACGAGGUGCACCUGGCGCGCUGGCUGCUGCACCGCCUGGGUGAGGACUACGGCAUCAGCUGCACCUUCCACCCCAAGCCCAUGAAGGGCGACUGGAACGGCACCGGCGCGCACACCAACUACUCUACCGAGAGCAUGCGCAACCCAGGCGGCAUGGACGUGAUCCUGUCUGCCAUUGAGAAGCUGUCCAAGACGCACGCGGAGCACAUCAGCCAGUACGGCACCGGCAACGAGGCGCGCCUGACCGGCAAGCACGAGACCUGCGACAUGAACACCUUCAGGUACGGUGUUGCGGACCGCGGCAGCUCCAUCCGCAUCCCCCUGCCCGUGCAGCUCAAGGGCUACGGCUACCUCGAGGACCGCAGGCCCGCGGCCAACGUCGACCCCUACACCGUCGCUCGCCUGCUGAUCAAGACCACCCUCAAGUAG
Molecule: messenger RNA, 915 nt
Organism: Monoraphidium neglectum
Lineage: Eukaryota; Viridiplantae; Chlorophyta; Chlorophyceae; Sphaeropleales; Selenastraceae
Product: glutamine synthetase
Exons: 6
Cellular component (GO): cytoplasm
Molecular function (GO): glutamine synthetase activity
Source: RefSeq, a predicted model, not a curated record